CGCCUCGGAACCCACGUGCGCAGGCCCUUGUUUCCGGGGGUGCGAGCACGUGACACGCCCGGCCGUUCCGGAGGGUCAGCAUGGUGGGCAAAGUGCGGCGGCCCCGGGCCCGGCUACACGCCGCCGCGGUGAAGGCCGCGCGUCCGGCCCCGAGCGCCAAGGAGGCGGAGGCGUCUGUGACGGCGGCGUCCAUCACGACGACGACCGCCUUGCGCCCCGCGGGGGUGACGGCGUGGAGCGGAGCCGGGGGACAGGACUGGGGUUUGGUGACGUCGGACAUCUUUGCUGGGACCAAGAUUGACCCCAAGGCGUUGGUUCAGAAACUAGACUCGGACACGAGAAGCGUCGUCUCCGCCGGUGCAGGUGCUGAAGCAAAAGUCGUCUUGUCCAAGAAAGAGAAGCUGAAGGUACGGCGGGCCAGGUGGCUCCAGAAAAUAGACACCAUCAAGGCGGCUGAAGAGGCUCGUAAGGCGGAGGCAAGACGGAAGGCCACAGCUGUUGUGGGAGACCUGCACCCACUCAUGGAGGCCUUGCCUGAGCUUUCGGAGCUGGUGACAGCCAGCCGGCCUAGGAGGAAGCUCAAGAGGUGUGUGUACAGUGCACCGAGGCAGAAAGCCGAGCCCACAGAUUUCAGCCGGAUGACCCAGGCCCAGAAGCGCAAACUCCUAGAUGACGAGAUGGCCCGGUUUCAAGCGGUGGUCGCCAGCCCUUCUUAUCAGGCCAAUCCUCUGAGUGCCAUCGGCGAGCAUCUCUCUAAGAGGCUGAGACAGGAGGAAGGUGGGGGGCUCUAGGUCCGAACAGGAGCAGAGGCUGGAGACGGCGGCAGAGGCCAGGACAGCGGCGGAGGCCGAAGAUGGCAGUGGAGACCAGACUUUUGUGUCCACAGGAGGAGGCAGCACCUAGUUCCAGAAGGGCUUGGGGUCCUUGUGACUGUGAUCCUCCAUUUUUGGGAGGCCAGAAGUGGUAGCCUAGUCUCCACCUACCUCACAGGGAUGUUGUGAGGGGUGACUAAUAAAGCGACCCCAGAGGCCUUCAGAAAUGCCGCAUGCUCAACUUGGGGACGUCAGUCCCCGGGAAUUGGCUCCCAGCUGUGGGGCUCUGCCCACCCCCCAUCCCCCAGGCCAAGGUGCAGCUGCCCCCCAUUGCCAAUGAGACCUUCCUAGGGAGCACCACCCUGCACCGGGCCUGGUAGCAUUGGGGAAGUGCAGGCCGGCCACUGCUCCUGAGGGUGUGGUGGUUGUGAGAGCUGGCCUGAGUCAUCUGUGCCGUCUCUCCCAUUUUCCAGAGAGACCAAGCCACUGGCCAGUCCAUAGGCAGGCACUUAUUAAGUGCCUGCUGUAUGUUAGGAGACCCAAGACAAAGACCAAAGUAGAGCCCACCCUCAGGGAGCUUGUGGUCACACACAGUCAAUGUCUGGGCCGGGUGUCAGACCCAGGUACUACGGCGGAGUGUACGGAUGGGCUUCUCUUGCUGCCGACUUAGGGACAGUGAGAGGAAGGGGAUGAGCGGCCCGUCACUGGACUGCUCUGCACCUCACUCUGCUGGGCUCUGAAAUGGGGCCGGUAGGUCGUGCACUGUCCUCCACUUGGGGCUCUUAGGAGGGUGUGUGGCGAUGAUGUAGCCAACACUGAUAAGCACCACUGUGUGCAGGGCCAGGUCCUGGGAAUUGUCUAAGUCUUUCCUUGUUUGAUCCUCACAUCUCCAUUUGACAGAUGAGGAAACAGGCAGGCUGGUAAGUGACUUGGCCAGGAUCUCAGAGCUCGACUUGAGUCCUCCCGACUCCAGGCCCAGCCUCUGCACAGUGACACCCCAUAGGGUGCCCCCCCAACCCCCGGGGAAGGUUGAUGUGUGACUGAGGGAAGGGUUUAAACCUCGAGCUCUAGAAAUGGGUCAGCUUCCUCACUGCCCUUUCUAAACUCAGAGAAAAGAGUCGGGGGAGCACUUAGGGGCACUGCCUGUGGGCAUGGCCCCAUCCAAUGUGCUUCUACCAGAGGGAAGGAGCUUUGUAGGUCAGCCUUGGGUGUGGGACUUAGCGGGGCUGGGGGUGGGAGGGACAUAUGAUGUAAGUAUGUGAACUUUUGGGUUUUUAUUUUUUAAGUUUAAUUAUUUUUGAUGAAUAAAAAAUCCAGCUUCCCCUGCCCCCAAUUCAAAAAGAAAGAAAAACAUGGGCCAUGUCCCAAAGGUCAGGGGUCUCCAUAUGCCCCCAAGUCCAUCCCUUCUGUCAGAAGGUGAGCAGCACAUGUCAGCGGGAGUCCUCUGGGACUCUGGGUGUCACGCAUCAAUCGGAGUUCUUAAGUCUUUCAGUCACACUGUUGUCAUUGUGUGAAUGCUUCUGGUUCUGUUCAUUUUGCAUCCCUUGUGUCAUUUCUUACAGCACAAUAGAAUUCUCUCACAAUCAUACACCACCAGCCAUUCUCCACUGAUGGGCAUCCCCUCAAUUUCCAGCUCUUUGCCACCAUACAAAGAGCUGUUUUUUGGAGUAUGACUCCUAAUGGUGGUCUCACUGGGUCAAAAGGCAUGCAUGUCUAAUAGUUUUGGGGGAAUAGAUCCAAACCGCUCUCCAGAAUGACUGGAUUAGAUCACAAGUCCACCAGCAAUGUACCAGUGUACUUAGUGAUUUGGAGCAUUUCUUCAUUUGGUUGUUGGUUGCUUGGAUUUCUGCCUUAGAAAACUAGCUGUUUAUGUGGCCACGUACCAACGGGAGAGUCGAGGUCUUAAUCAGAGAAACUUACUGUGCAGAUUGCUUUUGUUUGUAGUUAGCUGCCUCUCUUCUGAUUUUAGUUGUAUUUUGUUUGAACCUUUUUGAUCUCACGUAGUCCAAAGCAUCCGCUUCUAUUCUACGGUCCUCUCGAUCCGUCGUUCGGCAGUGAAACCUUCCCUCUCCAUGGAGCCGAAAGAUGACGAAUUCCUUCUUUGUGGCUCUGAUUUGUUGAUCGCAAGGUGGAUAGAUCACGGGCCCUGGAGUCAAGAGGACCCGAGUUCAAUUCUCACCUCGGGCACUUAGUAGCUGUGUGACCUUGGGCAAGUCAUUUAACCCUAAUUGCCUCAAACAUCCAGGGCCAUCUCCAGUUGUCCUGAUCUACAUCUUGCCACUAGACCCGAUGGCUCUGGAGGAGAGAGUGAGGUUGGUGACCUUGCGUAGCCCUGCCUCACUCGGAUUGAACAAUUCAGUGCAAGUCCUGACAUCACCCUGAUGUCAUGGUCCUCGUCAAGAACAAAGGUCAAACAACAAAACAAACACAUUUGUUAAUGAUGAGCCCCCUUCUGUCUAAGUCAAGGGCACCUUUGGAGUUUACCUCUGCAGGGAGCAUGAGAUGCUGGUCUAGACCUAGUUUCUGCCAGAUUUGCUCUCCAGUUUUUCCCUACAGUUUUUGUUGCCCUAGGAGCUUCGAUCUCUCCUGUGCUUGCUCGAUUUUGACAGGAUCUCUGCUUCUUAGCCAUCACCCAGUGGCUCUGUAGCACAGUGUCUGACCUUGAACCCACAGUGACUGGUGGCUACCAUCUUUCCAGCAUUCUGUGGUUUGCAAAAAGCCAUAUGACAAUGGCUAACACUUUGAGCCUCACAACCACCAUGGGAGGUGGGUGCUAUUAUUCCCCAGUUUACAGAUGAGGAAACUGUGGCAGGCAGUGGUUAAGUGACUUGUCCAGGGUCACACAGUUAGGACCUGUCAGGUUGAAUUUGAAAUUGUUUUUGUGACUUAAGGUCCAGCUCUCUAUCUUUUGCACCACGCAGCUGCCUCCAAUCAAAUGCAUUAGUCAGGGUCGGUAAACAUUUAUUAAGCGCCUACUACGUGCCAAGCACUGGAGUUUGUCUGAAGUUUGGCCAUUGUGAGAAUAUUAUUAGCAGGGGCCCCCAGCUGUGAGAGCUUGGGUUGACCUUUCUAAGGUUCAGUGUCCUGAAGUGACCUCACAUCAACAUGAGACCACACUCAGCCAAUAGGCUUGAAGCUGUGUGGGAGGCAGUUGGUUUCCUGAAUUGGUGAGCUCUGAUCGCUCCUGGAAGGAGUUUUCCUAUUCUUUCAGAGACACUUGUUCUCUCUUUGUAAACCUCUGAUCUAUUUGAAUAAAGGUCUAAUACCUGAACUGUGAAGCUGUUGUCCUAUCACACCAUGUGUGAUGCUGCUGUCUCUGUUGUUCACUCACUUCCUCUUCCAUGCAUCAUUUCCUGCGCCCAAUCCUUCACACUAGCUCUUUCACUUAGCAAGGGAAGCAUGUGCAGCUCACUCCUGCUCACUCUUUGCCUCUCUCUUACUCUACUCACCCAGAGCGCUGGCCAGCACUCCUGUGAAACACUGAUUCUGCUCCCUCUUCCCUUGACUUCUUCCAUCAGCUGGGCCCCUGAUGCCCAGAGAGGACUCCACCCCCUCCCCAUCCCAGUGGCUGUCAACAAUCAAACCCUAUUCCCUAACUUUUGGGGGCAAAGAGCACAAUAAUUUUGGUGACUUUAUUUGAAUAAUUUCAAAAUGGUUAUUCACAGCUCCACUAACAAUGUACUAGUGUGCUUAUCUUACCACAGCCCCUUCCUCCACUGCUGACUGUUGUCAUCUUUUUGUUUCUUUGCUAUUUGCAGGGUAAAUAUUUUCCAAUUCUAGGGGCAGCUAGGUGGUGCAGUAGAUAGAGCACCGGCCCUGGAGUCAGGAGGACCUGUUAGAAACACAGCUAACCACUCUUCCUGUCGCACAGCUCAAGUAUUGGCAGCCCUAGGGUUGCUAGCAGGUCGCUGUUCAAAAAUCCCGAGCAAGCAGCAGUUGGGGAGUGAAGGCUUUAUUCAUCUUCACGAAGAUGGGCACUCUUCUGAAUGUGCCGGAGAAUGCACUGAAGUGAGGUCCCUCACCCCUAUUUAUACUCCUCAAGGGGUCCCCUCCAACCAAUCACAUUAAGGCCUUUUGAUACCCCUCAUUUACAUUUUAGUUAAUACAGUUGCUAUUUAUACAGAAUAACAGUAACAGCCUAAGAACCCAUCAGGUGGUACCAGUUAACCAAUCAGAUUUUACAAACUACGAUACCAGGCCUUAACCUAUUCUGGGCAAGAGUGACUGUGUUAACAUACAUAACUCUUGGGGUUUGACCAAUCAGAUUGCUCCAUUUAUCCACCAAUCAGAUUGUGGCCUUAGGCCCCAAGCCUGUGCUGGAGUAAGAAUGUCCCCAUUCCCCACUAAACAGUGCUUGUGUAAACAACUGUUCAAAACAAAACUCAAGUGAGGGCUUGAGCUCCGAGUCAUGUGGGGAUCACUUCGAGCGCCUCAAGGUGAACUCCCAGCCCGACUCCCACAAAACCCAGGCCCUUCUUCAGGGCCUGCUUGGGCCUAAAGGUCAGGAGCCUUGGCUUGAAGCCUCAUGUGCCCAGUGGCCCCCUGCUGGGAGGUUGGGGGCCACAAAGCUGUUGGGCCUGAACCCGCACUCACUCUCUGCCUUUAGGGCUCUGAGAAGAGUCCAAACAUAGACUUUUCUCUCAGACCUGAGUUCAAACCUGGCCUCAGACACUUGACACUAGCUAUGUGACCCUGGGCAAGUCACCUAACCCCAACUGCCUUACCAAAAAAAAAAAAAAUCCAAUUCUUUUGAGAAAUAUCUAUGUUUGUUUAUAUAACUUGGCUAUCAAACCCUUAUCAAA
Messenger RNA from Dromiciops gliroides (monito del monte), 5614 nucleotides. RefSeq names its product SLX9 ribosome biogenesis factor (gene SLX9). Bases 81 to 791 code for a protein of 236 amino acids. Gene Ontology annotation, biological process: maturation of SSU-rRNA from tricistronic rRNA transcript (SSU-rRNA, 5.8S rRNA, LSU-rRNA). The transcript is spliced from 6 exons. The record is from RefSeq and is a predicted model, not a curated record. Lineage: Eukaryota; Metazoa; Chordata; Mammalia; Microbiotheria; Microbiotheriidae. Gene Ontology annotation, cellular component: nucleolus; preribosome, small subunit precursor; 90S preribosome.